Messenger RNA from Cebus imitator (Panamanian white-faced capuchin), 2685 nucleotides. It is a transcript of the gene CPM, whose product is annotated as carboxypeptidase M. The record is from RefSeq and is a predicted model, not a curated record. The coding region runs from base 1 to 1314 and encodes 437 amino acids. The transcript has 8 exons. NCBI's taxonomy places the organism in Eukaryota, Metazoa, Chordata, Mammalia, Primates, Cebidae. Gene Ontology annotation, biological process: proteolysis. Gene Ontology annotation, molecular function: zinc ion binding; metallocarboxypeptidase activity. Gene Ontology annotation, cellular component: cell surface.
AUGGUGGUGCAGCCAGGGGGUGGGGUGGAUGACAAGACAGCUGUGGUGACUGGUGAGCAUGAGGUGGUCCCUGAAUUCAUUUGUCAUUUAAAAAGCCAAUUUACUUUUCCUUCUUUUCUUUCCUGUAAAGGUAGAAACCUGUGGGUUCUUGUUGUGGGGCGGUCUCCAAAGGAACACAGAAUUGGGAUUCCGGAGUUCAAAUAUGUGGCGAAUAUGCAUGGAGAUGAGACUGUUGGGCGGGAACUGCUGCUCCAUCUGAUCGACCACCUCGUAACCAGUGAUGGCAAAGACCCUGAAAUCACAAAUCUGAUCAAUAAUACCCGGAUACACAUCAUGCCUUCCAUGAACCCAGAUGGAUUUGAAGCUGUCAAAAAGCCUGACUGUUAUUACAGCAUCGGAAGGGAAAAUUACAACCAGUAUGACUUGAAUCGAAAUUUCCCCGAUGCUUUUGAAUAUAAUAAUGUCUCAAGGCAGCCUGAAACUGAGGCAGUCAUGAAGUGGCUGAACACGGAGACAUUUGUCCUCUCUGCAAACCUCCACGGUGGUGCCCUUGUGGCCAGUUACCCAUUUGAUAAUGGUGUUCAAGCAACUGGGGCAUUAUACUCCCGAAGCUUAACUCCUGAUGAUGAUGUUUUUCAAUAUCUUGCACAUACCUAUGCUUCAAGAAAUCCCAACAUGAAGAAAGGAGAUGAGUGUAAAAGCAAAAUGAACUUUCCGAAUGGUGUUACAAAUGGCUAUUCUUGGUAUCCACUCCAAGGUGGAAUGCAAGAUUACAACUACAUCUGGGCCCAGUGUUUUGAAAUUACAUUGGAGCUGUCAUGCUGUAAAUACCCUCGUGAGGAGAAGUUGCCAUCCUUUUGGAAUAAUAACAAAGCCUCAUUAAUUGAAUAUAUGAAACAGGUACACCUAGGUGUAAAGGGUCAAGUUUUUGAUCAGAAUGGAAACCCAUUACCCCAUGUAAUUGUGGAAGUCCAAGACAGAAAACAUAUCUGCCCCUAUAGAACCAACAAAUAUGGAGAGUAUUAUCUCCUUCUCUUGCCUGGGUCCUAUAUAAUAAAUGUUACAGUCCCUGGACAUGAGCCAUACCUUACAAAGGUAAUUAUUCCAGAGAAAUCCCAGAACUUCAGUGCUCUUAAAAAGGAUAUUCUGCUUCCAUUUCAAGGGCAAUUGGAUUCUAUCCCAGCGUCAAAUCCUUCAUGCCCAAUGAUUCCUCUGUACAGAAACUUGCCAAGCCACUCAGCUGCAACAAAGCCUAGUUUGUUCUUAUUUUUAGUGACUCUUUUGCACAUAUUCUUCAAACAAAGUAAAAUGUGAAACUCAAGCCACAUCACCACCUGGAAUCAGGGAUUACUCACUCCAGGUUACUGCAACCCUAACUCACUCUAGUGGGACCUUGACUUGAGAAACUCCAGAAUCUUCCUGAAGAAAAGUGGAUGUUUCUAAAUUCUGCAAUAAGCAGUAUGUAGUGAUAAUGAGAAGAAUGAGUCAGUCUUGAUGAUGAAUGGAAGACACAUACCUAGCACGUACUUCUCAUUUACACUCAAAUUAAUCUUGAAGUUGUCUUAAAAUUUGUAAGAAGUUAAAACUUGAGAAGCAAAAAAAUGCCUUCCAAAGGAAGAUAAUUUUGUAUCCAGAGAACCGGAUGAAUAUAAGCAAUAAAGAUGAACAUUUAUUGAUCUUCUACAUACAAGACCUCACCAUGAGGCCAGACAUGGUGGCUCACGCCUUGUAAUCCCAGCACUUUGGGAGGCCGAGGCGGGUGGCUCACCCACCAGCCUCAGGAAUUCAAAACCAGCCUGGCCAACAUGGUGAAACCCCGUCUCUACUAAAAGUUAACGGAGCGUGGUAGCAGGUGCCUGUAAUCCUAGCCACUCGGGAGGCUGAGGCAGGAGAAUUGCUUGGACCUGGGAGGCAGGGGUUGCAGUAAGCCAAAAUUGCACCACUGCCCUCCAGCUUGGGCAACAGAUUGAGACUCUGUCUCAAAAGAAAAAAAGACCUCACCGUGAGUGCUAUAUGUGAAGAGAUAGUAAGUGCCAUCCAUAUAUUUUUAGUUCUCAGAGAAGGGAGAAAUUAUAGGACUGAGAAUUGUUUUGCAAAUGUUCUAGGAGAUGUGAGAGAAAAUAUGCAAGCAUAUUUGAGUGGCCCAAGAAAAUACAAGCCUGAAGGUAAAAGAUUGUGUCUCUAUAGAGCAUCAAAGCACACAAGUCAAUUAAGUAAGCCCCUCUCCCUCCAGAGCCACGUGUCCAUAGAUUUUGGCACCUGGCACCACAGUCGUCUGUUAGGCUGAUGACUCCAAGGGUAUAACUCUAGCCUCUUGCCUGAGCUUCAGACUCACAUCCCACUGCCCACUGGACACAUGCACCUGGAUGUGACUCACAGGUACCUCAAACCUAUCAUGUGGAGAUACUCAUCCUGUUCCGCCUAGAGCUGCUCUUCCUGCUGCAUUGUCUUUCUCAGUUACUGGGACCGCCAAGCUAGGAACCUUGGAGUCAUCCCUGAUACUUUCUCCUCCUCCUUAAUCCCAUGUAUUCAGCAAGUAACUAAAGAUUGGUGUUGGCUGGGCAUGGUGGCUCAUGCCUGUAAUCCCAGCACUUUGGGAGGCCAAGGCGGGCAGAUCACUUGAGGUCAGGAGCUUGAGAUCAACCUGGCCAACAUGGUUAAACCCCAUCUCUACUAAAAAAAAAA